AUAAUCCAAGUUAGAUCUUGUUGUUUAACUCAUGCUCCAAGUCUUCACUCUUGAGUCUGUACUAAUUCGAUCUCUUUCUACUCAUUCAACGUUGAAAAUAGAAAUAUGGGAAUAAAUUUUAUAUCUUGGAUCCUCCUUCUUCAUCUACUAGUAAUCCUACUGUGUUCUCAUGGAGACCAAGCGAGGGAAAUUCAAAAAAACCAUCAUGAUCAUAAUCAUAUGAGUCAUAAUAUUGAUCCUUCACUAAUGGUUUUCUUCACUUUGAAAGAUUUGAAAGUAGGGAACAUAAUGCAAAUUUAUUUUCCUAAGAGAGACCCAUCAACUUCCCCUAAGUUAUGGUCCAAACAAAAAGCUGAAUCACUUCCUUUUUCAUCAAACCAACUCUCAUAUCUUCUCAAAUUCUUCUCUUUCUCUCAAGAUUCACCUCAAGCAAUGGCCAUGAAAAACACUUUAAGAGAAUGUGAGAGUAAACCCAUCAAAGGAGAGGUAAAGUUAUGUGCUACCUCUUUUGAAUCUAUGCUUGAAUUUACACAAAACGUUCUUGGUUCAAAAUAUGAAAUCCAAGGUUAUGCAACUUUGCACAAAACCAAGUCAAGUGUUACUCUCCAAAAUUAUACUAUAGUAGAAAUUCUAAAGGAAAUUCUAGCUCCCAAAAUGGUGGCUUGUCACACUGUGCCUUACCCUUAUGCUGUUUUUUAUUGUCAUGGCCAAGAAAGUGAUAAUAGGGUGUAUAGAGCUUCAUUGGUUGGUGAGAAUGGAGAUAAGGUGGAAGCUAUGGCGGUUUGUCAUAUGGAUACAUCACAAUGGGCACCAAGUCAUGUUUCAUUUCAAGUUCUUGAGGUUACACCAGGAACCUCUUCUGUGUGUCACUUUUUCCCAGCGGAUAAUUACAUCUGGGUCCCUAAAUUGAAAUCACAAGGUUCUUCUAGGAUGUGAUUUCAAGCUAUCUAUAAUAUAUAAGUAUAAUGGUACUAGUGUGCUUGCACAUUGUGUUUAUGUGCUUCCAUAAUGCUAAAAUAAAUAAUUGUGUGUUGUAAUAGUGUCUUACAGAGCUAAAUAAUGUAAUGAAAAAUAAAUUUAUAAUAAUAGUGAAGUCAGAUAUGCUCCAUUUAUUUUUAAAAAAAAUAA
Messenger RNA from Medicago truncatula (barrel medic), 1128 nucleotides. Its product is annotated as BURP domain-containing protein BNM2C. The coding region runs from base 106 to 936 and encodes 276 amino acids. NCBI's taxonomy places the organism in Eukaryota, Viridiplantae, Streptophyta, Magnoliopsida, Fabales, Fabaceae. The record is from RefSeq and is a predicted model, not a curated record. The transcript is spliced from 2 exons.